UUAAACGUUACAUUCACUCAAAUGCAGCCGGGAAUACAAUAACCGAUUGUUUAUCUUUCUUGUUGCCUAUAAAAGAUUCAAUAGUGGAGUUUUGUGAUUUUGUAGUUGGUCAGCAACAGAUUUGGGGCAGUUUCUUCCUCACGUUUUUCUCGGUCCUACUUUGCAGCAACUGUCAAAACAAAACAUUAAACCUAAGGGAAUUAUCAGAAACACCUGUUUAUUUCUCAGGCUUCUGUUUGGUGACCUGCUUUCUGCUGGUAUAAAACACGGAGGAGAGCAGGUUCUCCAAGAUUGCAACAUAAACAUUUCAGGAUGAGGGGAUCUGCCGUUUUUCACAUUUUGCUCCUCUGUCAGUGUUGCACUUGGGCUCACAGCGAGGCGGACAAUGACGCUGCUCAAACUCUGGAUCAAGGUCUUCAGGCUGAGAUUCAAGGUGUUGAAACAAAUCAGGCCGAGAACACCAAACAGAUCAACAACACCGUGGACCUAUGGGCUGAGCUGAAGGAGCUCAGAGACAUGACCAUUGAACUGAAGACUGACCUGAAGCAUUACCUGAGCAGGAUUGAGAAGCUGGAGGAAGAAAAAUUAGACCUUGAAGUCAGAAUAAGCUCCGCCGAGAAGGAGAUGGAGGAAAUCAAGAGCGAGAAUGCAGAUCAACCAAAGGUGGCGUUCUCACUUGGCCUCACAAAUGCAGGACGCCUUGGACCCUAUAAUACUGACAUCACACUGAGGUUUAGCAAAAUAUUUAAAAACUAUGGUCAAGCCUACAACCCAGACACAGGUAAUAACCCGUCUAACUUAAAGUGGCAGUUUUGGUAUGAGCGGCACCCUGGCCAGUCCUGCCUAGUUUUCCUGGUUUUUACGGCAAAGAUGAUGCCACUUUUCAUUGGUUGCACAUGCAUAAAAGAACUAGAGAACAUGCUGGAGUUACAACUAAACUGUUGCUUGCGCACCCCAUAUUUAAAACUGCCACUGGUACCAAUGCACACAAACAGAAUUAAACAGAGUUCUGAAAAGCUUUCAUAUUUGUUUCUCUUUUUUGUAGGCGUCUUCACUGCCCCAGUCAGAGGAGCAUAUUAUUUCAGAUUCACCUUCUGUGAGGUCAACAAUGCUCACUGGAUGGGUAUUCAUUUGUAUCAUAACAGCAAGAUAAUCAUGACUAAUUAUGACAGAAGUAACACCUACUAUGAAACCAUGUCUAACGGAGUGAUACUCGAGCUGGAACGAGGCGAUGUGGUUUACAUGGUCCUUCAGGCACCCUACACUGUAUAUGAUGACCACAGAAAUUACAGCACCUUCACUGGAUUUCUUCUUUUCCAGUUGUAAAGGUAGACAUCUUUUCUCUUCAACAAGUUUAUAGAUAUGUUACAAUAGCUUAACAGUAAAUAUGUUGGAAAACACAUGCAAAUUAAUUGAACUAACUCAAGAUUAUAACUGAAAUUUACCUCACUUUCCUCAUUAGUCAAAAAUUCUGACUUGAAUUCAAAGAUUGAUUUUGUACUUCAACACAUUGGACAUAUUUUUUUUAUUUAGCUACUCAUUUAAAUAAAUGUAAGUGUUCAAUUUCAUUCAGGAAAUUAUAUUUUUGUGUACUUGACUGUUGGUUAUAAAUUACAGAAUAAAUAUUGUAAGGCUACACUUAAAACUUAUCUCUCCAAAUUUAAUGAACAAAGCUGUAUCCAAGUGUUUUAUUGGUUAAAUUUCCUCUCUGUUGCUAAAUAUGUAUUUGAAUGUUUGGCCUGGAAUCUUGAAAACAGAAAAUAAGUUAGUGAAUGCAGAUGGGAUGCCACUAGCUUAUUAGUGGCAUCCCACUAAUAAGUCUUUUUGGAAAAACUAAAAAAAAAAAAAAAUUAUUAAAA
Poecilia reticulata (guppy) is the source of this 1859-nucleotide messenger RNA. Lineage: Eukaryota; Metazoa; Chordata; Actinopteri; Cyprinodontiformes; Poeciliidae. The record is from RefSeq and is a predicted model, not a curated record.